This is a messenger RNA of Xenopus laevis (African clawed frog), 3937 nucleotides long. RefSeq names its product potassium voltage-gated channel subfamily D member 2-like (gene kcnd2.S). The record is from RefSeq and is a predicted model, not a curated record. NCBI's taxonomy places the organism in Eukaryota, Metazoa, Chordata, Amphibia, Anura, Pipidae. The transcript is spliced from 6 exons. Bases 765 to 2645 code for a protein of 626 amino acids.
CCCAGAAGGCUGUCCAGCGCCAGAAUGUGGCAGUGUGUGGAGACUUUGUUUGUACAACGGAGCUCAGGCUUUGCGCUGCGGCUUCUUCCUGGAACUUGGCUGGAGUGUUGCGGCUGCUUUUUACUUGUUGCUCAGUCUCUUUGCCGUUUAGUGGCAGUCACACUGGGACUGUUACUUUAACUGCUUUAACAUUGCUCUGAAGAGCAUUAAUGCUUCAAAGCUGCAGCCCCAUAUUAAGGUGUAGCAUGUUGGCUGCCUGUUAAAGGAAGCCCGAGCCAAAUGAAUGCGAAUGGAAUUAUCUCAAGAAACUGAGCCGUGCAGAUGUGUUAAUAGGCAAUGACAGGGAUCGAUGUGCAAGGAAUGGACUGGUGUAAUGGGUAGAAAAGGCAAGAGUGUGAUGGAUUUGCAGUAGUUCCAGGAGCGCAGGCAUGUGCUGUAAUGUGGCUGCCAGUGGCACACUUGGGAGACAAAAAACUGAAAGAGGAGACAGAUGAGUGAAACCAGCGAGCAGACACGGCGCAGCUCUCCAUGGUGCUGAAGCCUCUCUCUUACAAGGACAAGUCAGCCAGCAACACAUGGUUGUGUCUCAAUAGCUUCUCCUACAACCCUGCAUGUUCACAAAGGAAUUGGGACAUUUAAAACAUAAACUGCAGUCGCUAGAAAGACAUUUUUGCUAUUUGCCAGUUUGAUUAUCUUUCUUUUUGACACAAAAAAUAUUUUUUCUACCACAAGAAAUAUUAGUAGUAAGAGCAAUACUUGCAAACAUGGCAGCUGGAGUGGCAACCUGGUUACCCUUUGCCCGGGCAGCUGCCAUUGGCUGGAUGCCAGUGGCUUCAGGCCCCAUGCCUUCACCUCCCUUUGGAGAGAAGAAGCGCACUCGGGAUUCUUUGAUUGUCCUAAAUGUGAGUGGCACUCGUUUCCAAACCUGGCGGAACACACUGGAGCGAUACCCAGAUACUCUACUGGGCAGCACCGAAAAGGAUUUCUUCUUUAACCAUGACAGCGGGGAAUAUUUUUUUGAUAGAGAUCCUGACAUUUUCCGUCAUGUUCUCAACUUUUACCGCACAGGUCGGCUACACUAUCCACGGCAUGAGUGCAUUUCUGCAUAUGACGAGGAGCUAGCCUUCUUUGGCAUAAUUCCGGAAAUUAUUGGGGACUGUUGCUAUGAGGAGUACAAAGAUCAUCACAGGGAAAAUGCUGAGAGACUUUUGGAUGAUGCUGACAAUGACAACCCAGCAGAAGGGCUAUUGCCUUCAAUGAGCACACGCGAGAAGUUGUGGCGAGCCUUUGAGAAUCCUCACACAAGUACAUUAGCCCUUGUCUUUUACUAUGUUACUGGCUUCUUCAUUGCUGUCUCUGUUUUCGCCAAUGUAGUUGAGACAGUACCGUGUGGCAUCAGCCCUGGCUCGUUACGUGAGUUGCCUUGUGGUGAACGCUAUGCCUUGGCAUUUUUCUGCUUGGAUACAGCAUGUGUCUUGAUCUUCACUGUGGAAUAUUUGUUGCGCUUAGUGGCUGCACCUAGCCGUUAUCAGUUUGUAAAAAGUGUCAUGAGCAUAAUUGAUGUGGUGGCAAUCAUGCCCUAUUACAUUGGUCUUAUAAUGACCAACAACGAAGAUGUAAGUGGCGCCUUUGUGACAUUGCGAGUGUUCCGAGUAUUCCGGAUCUUUAAAUUCUCCCGCCACUCACAAGGCCUCCGGAUCCUAGGCUACACAUUAAAAAGCUGUGCCUCUGAGCUGGGAUUCCUGCUCUUCUCACUAACAAUGGCCAUAAUAAUAUUUGCUACUGUCAUGUUUUACGCUGAAAAAGGAUCACUUAGUAGCAAGUUCACCAGUAUCCCUGCUGCAUUCUGGUACACCAUUGUCACCAUGACAACACUGGGGUAUGGUGAUAUGGUUCCAAAGACUAUUGUAGGGAAGAUAUUUGGCUCCAUUUGUUCCCUGAGUGGUGUGUUGGUCAUUGCCUUGCCAGUCCCAGUAAUUGUCUCCAAUUUCAGUAGGAUUUACCAUCAGAAUCAGCGGGCAGACAAACGCAAAGCGCAAAAGAAAACAAGGCUUGCCAGGAUUCGCAUUGCAAAGAGUGGAAGUGCUAAUGCUUAUUUACAGAGUAAACGCAACGGUUUGCUAAAUGAGACAUUUCAGGGUUCCAGUGAAGAGGAACAACCACUUGUUAGGAAAUCUGGCUCUACAUUUGCAACCCAGCAUCACCACUUGCUACACUGUCUGGAAAGAACCACGAACCAUGAGUUUGUUGACGAGCAAACCUUUGAAGACAACUGUAUGGAGGUCUCUACAAUUAAUAAACCAGCAAAACACAGGCCCUCACUCUCAUCACAAAACAACAGUUUUUGCUGCUCUCGAAGAAAUAAGAAAAAUGUACGGAUUCCAAAUGCUAAUGCUCCAACUUGCAGCCUUCAGGAACUAAGUGCUAUACAGAUCCAAUGUAUGGAAAGGGCACCUUUGUCCAACAGUCGAUCCAGCUUGAAUGCAAAAGUGGAAGGAAAUGUUAAGUUAAACUGUGAGCAGCCGUAUGUGACUACAGCAGUAAUAAGCAUCCUGACACCACCAAUGACUACACCAGAAGAAGAUGGCAGAUCAGAAUCCCCUGAUUACUCACAAAGGAACAUUGUAAGGGUGUCUGCUCUAUAAACUUCAUACCAGAAGGAUUUUGUAUUAAAUGCAACACAAGCCCCACAAUCCGCUCAAAAGGAAAAAAAGGAAGAAUACAUUUAAACCUCUGAGAUUUUUCAAAUAGCAGUUGAUUUGCAUAAUUGUAAAAAAAUAAAUAAAAAAAAACCAGGAACAAUGAUCUCCCAUUGCACCCACAACUCUGUGACUAAGUACAUAAGCACAAUGAAUGUUCCCCAUUGAUGCUUUUUCUCAGAUGCAACAUUUUUAUAUGGAAAAACUAAACCAUAACACCCUCGCUGAGAGUAUUAGGGAGAAGGAAAAAAAAGCAUUACAGAAAUGGAAGCAUUUUGAUAACAUUUUUUCCCCAGAGGGAACAUUGAACUUUGCAUAAAGUAAUGUGUAUAAAAUACAUGCACAGCAAACCUAUUUGUACUUAUUUAAAUGACAUCUGUAAUGCAUGCAAACAUCCUUCGGAGCAGAGAUCUAAGAUAAUUGAAGCUGUUUCCACCAAACACUGGUUUUCAUGAAAAGACCCUUUCAGCGCACUCACAAAGGAUGAAAAAUGUUUACAGUAGCUAAACAAAAACAAACAAAACUGUUUUGGGAAUGGAACAGUAUUUAUUUACACAUUACCAUGGAGAUAGCCGCCGUACAGGAAUACAGAUUCAUUAUUUUUCUGUUGUUGUUUCGGUAACAACUGCAAUAAUGAAUUGUACGUUUGCAACAUCAUAAAUCCUAAAAUGUAUUCAACGUUGAUAAUAGAUAAGUGCUUUUCAACACUUACAACGAUUGGCCGAUCUAUUUACUUUUGGUGAGGGCAUGGUUUUCUUUUUGUUUGUGUUCAUUAAAGGAGGAAAAUCACUUUGAGCAAAGAUGACAGCUAUAUUAGCUUAAUGACAUUUGAAAAUGAAAGAUUUCCACUUUGAGUCUCUUUUUUUGUGCGUCAUUUGAAUAUGCAUGAGGAAUGACUGUUUUUUUUUUGUCCUGGAUGCUUGUAAAAAUGUUUCCUCCAUCUGUAUUGUUUUGUAGUGCAGGUCAGAAUUCACAUUUCCAACAACUGUGAAAUAGAUUCAGACUGUUUCUAAAUAUUGAAAAAAGAGCAAAGAACGGAUAAAAAGCGUAGACUCAACCAAGCAAAAAGCAGAAUAGGAGAUUGUGUGAAUUCUUAUGACUUGCAUCUAUUUUCUCCUUGUUCUCAGAUUUAUAUGGUAUAUAGAUAAAAUGAAAAAUUUAUAUUGGAUCUACAUUUGGUUCCAGUGUAACCAUUUUUGAACUCUUCUUAAAGGAACAGUUCAGUAUGAAAAUAAAAA